This is a messenger RNA of Nicotiana tabacum (common tobacco), 3655 nucleotides long. NCBI's taxonomy places the organism in Eukaryota, Viridiplantae, Streptophyta, Magnoliopsida, Solanales, Solanaceae. The record is from RefSeq and is a predicted model, not a curated record.
CAGUUGGAAAUAGAGCUUACGUCUAGGUGAGCAACAUUCAAGUCCCAUAGCCGGUAAAAUGAAACUUUCUGUAUACAGCAAAGCAAAGCAGUUUUGAACCUUGUUUUAGGAACAUUGUUUUUAUGGAAAGUGACGUACAUUCAGAGAAGCAAGAAUGUCUAGGUUCUCUUCAUGUCAAAAACCUAUAUAUGUGGGACCCUCCCAAAAUCAAAAGACCAAAGCAAAAAUCUUUGGAUAUUUUCUUUGCCCUUUUAAUUUACCCAUUCUUGGUUCUGUUUAUUGAUAAUUAGUAUAAAGAUUUUUGCUUUAGAGGAAGGGUUGCAUAUAUAGCACUGAAGCUCACCUGAAAGUGGGUUUUCUUCCAAUAUUUUUUUUGUUAAUCAUCAUUUAGAUUUUCGGUUUCUCUAUUUUUGUGUAAAAAAAAAAACUUUAUGCUGUUUUAAUAGGUUUUAACCUUUUUCUCUUCAUAGUUUCUUGUUUUUGGAGUGCCAAAAAAAAUCGAGGAACUUGGAAUAUUGUUUUUUCCAAGAUCACUUUUUUAUCAUCAACUAGAAUUUGGGUUUCUCUAUUUAUGUGUAAAGAUUAAAGCUUUCUGCUCUUUUAUUAGUUUUUAAUCUUUUUCCCUUCAUAAUUUCUUGUUUUUGGAGUGCAAAGAAGAAAAUUAAUUGGGGAAAAGAAUAAUCUUGGAUUGAAAAUUUUGAGGCUUUGCUCAAAAGGGUAUGCUAGAUUUUGAGGAAUAUAGGUAUGUUAGAUCUAGGAAUGUUAAAGAUCAUUUUUUGUUACUACUUUUUAUUGGAGUUGUGAGCCAAUGAGAUCUAAUUGGUUGUUUGCAUUUCAUGUUGAUUGAGUUGAGAUAUUCAGAAAAUUCAAAAUUUUCCCAAUUUGAUGGUUUGAAAGGAGUCCUUUUAAGGUAAGAAUAUUAAUUAUGUUAAGGUGGUUGUUUCUAGGAUUGUUGAUUUCUUUGGUCAUUAUCUCUGUUAAAGCUAAUGAUACUGAAUUCUCCAAUUGUAACUGUGAUGAAGAAGGUAUGUGGAGUAUACAUAACAUUCUUGAGUGCCAAAAGGUGAGUGAUUUCUUGAUUGCAGUUGCUUACUUUUCUAUUCCACUUGAGUUGCUUUACUUUAUUAGUUGCUCAAAUAUUCCUUUUAAAUGGGUUCUUAUCCAAUUCAUUGCAUUCAUAGUACUAUGUGGCUUGACUCAUUUGCUCAAUGGAUUGACUUAUAAUAGUGCUCAUCCUUCCUUCCAAUUGAUAAUGUCAUUAACAGUUGCCAAAAUCUUAACUGCCCUUGUUUCUUGUGCAACUGCAAUUACCCUUUUGACUCUGUUCCCUCUACUCCUCAAAAUAAAAGUUAGAGAACUGUUUUUGACACAAAAUGUUAUGGAGCUUGAUCAAGAGGUUGGGUUGAUGAAGAAGCAGAAAGAAGUAUGUAUGCAAGUCCGUAUGCUUACACGAGAAAUUAGGAAGUCGAUUGAUAAACACAAUAUCUUGUAUACUACUCUAGUUGAGCUUUCAAAGACCUUGAAUCUGCACAACUGUGCAGUUUGGAUGCCAAAUGAAAAUAGGUCAGUGAUGAACUUGACACAUGGGUUAAGCCCCGGUUCUGCUGUAGAAUACCAACGUUCGCUUCCGAUUGAUGAUCCGGAUGUGUUGGAGAUAACAAAGAACAAAGGGGUAAGGAUUUUGAGGCAAGAUUCAGUUCUUGCAGCUGCAAGCAGUGGAGGGCCUGGUGAGCCGUGUACUGUUGCAGCAAUUCGGAUGCCAUUGCUUCGUGCUUCGGAUUUCAAAGGGGGAACGCCGGUGUUGGUUGACACUCGUUACGCCAUUUUGGUUUUGGUUCUUCCAAGUGGGGAUUUUGAUUGGAGCAGUAAUGAGAUGGAGAUAGUGGAAGUAGUUGCUGAUCAGGUGGCGGUGGCACUGUCUCAUGCCACGGUUCUUGAAGAGUCUCAAUUAAUGAGGGAGAAACUAGAGAUUAGGAAUGGUUUGCUGCAGCAGGCUAAGGAGAAUGCUGUGAAGGCAACACAGGCAAGGAAUUCAUUUCAAAAGGUAAUGAACAAUGGGAUGAGACAGCCAAUGCACUCAGUUUUGGGUUUGCUUUCCAUACUUCAAGACGAGAACUUUACAAGCUCUAACCAGAGGAUUAUUAUUGACACAAUGAUGAGAACAAGCACCGUUCUGUCAACUUUAACAAAUGAUGCAAUGGAUAUAUCCGAGAAAGAUGAAGGAAGAAUCCCAGUAGAAAUGAUGCCCUUUCAGCUGCAUUCACUGAUCAGAGAGGCUUCUUGUCUUGUUAAAUGCCUGUGUAUUUAUAAGGGCUUUGGCUUUUCUACGGAUUUUCCCAAUUCUUUGCCUAAUCUGGUGAUGGGCGAUGAAAAGAGAACGUUUCAGGUGUUACUUCAUAUGGUGGGGCAUCUAUUAAAUAUCAGCUUUGGAAGCGGCUCCGUUGUAUUCAGGGUUGGAACUGAGGAUGGGAAUGAUAAGAUUUGGGGAGCAAGAAGACAUAGCAUAGUUGAUGAAUACGUUACCAUAAAAUUUGAAACUAAAAUUAAUCUUGAAAGUUCUCAAAGAAAUAGCUCAAUGUCAAGUAUUCACUUUGGUGGAAGGAGGUAUAACAGCAAAGAGUUAAAGGAGGGCUUGAGUUUCCGCAUGUGCAAAAAGCUUGUUCAGAUGAUGCAGGGAAACGUAUAUAUGUCCUCAAAUUCCGAGGGUCGUGCACAAGGGAUGACUCUUAUUCUCAGAUUUCUAAAACAGUCAUCAUUUAGAAAACACAUGUUUGAUCUUGGAAAUCCUUUGGAGCAAGCAAUUUCCAGCUCAAUGUUCAAAGGCCUUCAAGUUCUACUUGCUGAUGACGAUGACGUAAAUAGAAUGGUAACCAAAAAGCUGCUCGAAAAACUGGGUUGCCAAGUAAUUGCUGUGUCAACUGGUUUUCAGUGCCUAAGUGCAAUGGGCCAUUCAAAAACUUCUAUACAAGUUGUCAUUUUGGAUCUUCACAUGCCGGAAAUGGAUGGAUUUGAAGUGGCGAUUAGGGUGCGCAAGUUCCACAGCCAUGGUUGGCCGUUGAUCAUAGCCUUAUCUGCUACUUCAGAGGAACUAGUUUGGGACAGAUGCCUACAGGUCGGAAUCAACGGUCUCAUAAGAAAACCUGUUCUCUUGCAAGGAAUGGCCGAGGAACUUCAGAGAGUCCUACAAAGGGCUGGUGAAGGCUUUUGAUGUAAUACUAAUGGCGAAAACAAACUUGGAGUUCUCGAAAUAGUCACGAGCCUGAAUUCAAACCACCUUCACUCAGUAGCAGAGCCAGGAAUUCUAACCAAGGAUAUUCAAAAAAAAAUGCAGGAAUGUCACACCAAGGAUUCAACCCUGCAACUUAAAAGCAAUUUUUGGACCGCCUUUGCCAUUACACUAGAAACUUCUCUUAUGUCUAGAGGAUUCAAAAAUACAAAUAUAUGCACAAAAAAAUUAUUUUUCCCUAUUUGCACAGUAUAGUUUUCCAACGACUUCAUUACAUGUAGCUCCGCCAGUGCCUUUACUGGACCAUUGUAGAGAUAACAUCACAGCUUUGGCAGAUAAAUCAGCUUCUUGCUAACCUUGUAGUAUGUGCAGUUUACAUCAUACAACAUUACAACUUAUAUAUCAGUUUGCCAUUCAAUUAUUGGCUCA